This is a messenger RNA of Stegastes partitus (bicolor damselfish), 1767 nucleotides long. Its product is annotated as solute carrier family 13 member 2-like. The record is from RefSeq and is a predicted model, not a curated record. The transcript has 12 exons. Bases 1 to 1767 code for a protein of 588 amino acids. Lineage: Eukaryota; Metazoa; Chordata; Actinopteri; Pomacentridae. Gene Ontology annotation, biological process: succinate transmembrane transport; cellular response to lithium ion; alpha-ketoglutarate transport. Gene Ontology annotation, molecular function: fumarate transmembrane transporter activity; alpha-ketoglutarate transmembrane transporter activity; succinate transmembrane transporter activity. Gene Ontology annotation, cellular component: plasma membrane.
AUGGCUGGAUUUCUUAAACAUCUGUGGAGGUUUAGGAAUUUCAUUGUGAUAAUUCUUACACCUAUUUUACUUCUGGCUCUGCCACUUGCCAUCCCAACCUCGGAGGCAAAAUGUGGUUUUGUGAUAAUCCUCAUGGCAGUGUACUGGUGUACAGAGUGUAUCCCUCUGGCUGUGACUGCCCUGCUGCCUGUUGUCCUCUUCCCAAUGAUGGGUAUCCUGCAAGGAUCAGAGGUUUGUAUCCAGUACCUGAAAGACUCCAACAUGCUCUUUUUUGGUGGGCUGGUGGUGGCCAUUGCUGUCGAGCACUGGCACCUGCACAAGAGGAUCGCCCUUCAAGUUCUGCUUGUUGUGGGGGUGAAGCCAUCCCUACUGAUGGUCGGUUUUAUGAGCACCACGGCCUUCCUGUCCAUGUGGAUCAGUAACACAGCCGCCACAGCCAUGAUGCUGCCCAUCGCCACUGCUGUGCUGCAACAGCUGUCUGACACAGAGGCCAACGCUGAAGAAAGACAAUAUGGGCUGACUGUUGCAAAGGAUGGUCAGGACAACCAGGCGUUUGAGUUGGAAGACACCAAAGAAACCAACAGCAAAGAGCUCAAACCAAAGGACAGCACUGUCACCAUGGAAGUUUGUGACACGAAUCCAGAGGCAGAGCAGCGAAAACUGAAGAGGGAGCAAAAGUAUGCAAAGCUGUCAAAAGGCAUGAGCCUGAGCAUUUGUUAUGCCGCCAGCAUCGGAGGAGUAGCCACCCUCACUGGAUGCACACCCAACGUCAUCAUGAAGGGCCAGCUUGAUGAACUCUUCCCAGAAAAUGGAGGCUUAAUCAACUUUGCCACCUGGUUUGCCUUUGCAUUCCCCCUCAUGGUGCUAACGCUCAUCUUGUCUUGGCUGUGGCUCCAGUUUUUGUUUUUGGGCUUCAACUUGAAAAAAUCCUGUGGAUGUGGCACAAACAAAGAUGGCGACAGGGAGGCCUACCAAGUGAUCAAAGAUCAGUACAAAAAGUUGGGCAGGAUGAGCUUCGCUGAGGCCUGUGUAGUGGUUAUCUUCACGUUGCUGGUUCUUAUGUGGUUCACCAGAGAGCCUGGGUUCAUACCUGGCUGGGCCACUGUGCUCUUCAACAAAGACAAACCGUAUGUCACAGAUGGCACUGUGGCCAUAUUAAUGUCAUCACUGUUCUUCUGCGUCCCAUCCAAUUUGCCCAGAUGCUUUUGGAAGUCCAAAGAUGGGUCCCCUGCUGAAGCCCCCACACCGAUGCUUAAUUGGGACAUUGUCAAUAAAAGGAUGCCUUGGAACAUCAUUUUGCUACUCGGAGGAGGCUUUGCUUUGGCCCAUGGAAGUGAGAAAUCUGGACUUUCUCAGUGGCUGGGAGAAUGUCUCUUACCGCUGCAGAGCAUCCCUCCUUUCGCCAUCUCCAUCCUUCUGUGUCUGCUGGUGGCCGCGUUCACCGAAUGUUACAGCAACACCGCCACCACCACACUCUUUCUACCGAUACUGGCCUCCAUGGCUACUGCCAUUAAGAUCCACCCGGUAUAUGUCAUGCUUCCCUGCACCUUCGCUGCCUCACUGGCUUUCAUGCUGCCCGUGGCCACUCCACCCAACGCCCUCGUCUACUCCUACGCCAACCUAAAAGUCAUGGACAUGGCCAAGACGGGAUUCAUGCUGAACAUUAUUGGAGUCGUCGCCAUCAAUAUUGCUAUCAACACGUGGGGCGUUGCCAUGUUUCAGUUGAACACCUUUCCUAAUUGGGCAAAUGUAACGAAGACUCCUUGA